Sparassis crispa is the source of this 3096-nucleotide messenger RNA. RefSeq lists its product as hypothetical. The coding region runs from base 1 to 3096 and encodes 1031 amino acids. The record is from RefSeq and is a predicted model, not a curated record. The transcript has 19 exons. Lineage: Eukaryota; Fungi; Basidiomycota; Agaricomycetes; Polyporales; Sparassidaceae.
AUGUCUUUAUCACUCCCGUCUGAUAGUUCUGGGCGACACACGGCGCCCGUGGAUGAGAAGGAAGCUGCAGCCGGCGCGUUUGCUCGUUCGAAUCCCCCCAGCUCAUCUUCGCGUUGGGACAUGCUGCCGCCUUGGAUUUCGUCGAAUCUGCGGUCGCGGAGAUCUUUGAAGACAUUGGCGCGAUGCUGGCUUGCAUCUUGGGUCUGUUUUGUAAUAUUACUUCCCGAUAAAUCGCUCAGAACCCUGGGCAACACCGCAUUUUUUGCCCUGCUAGGUAGCGUAUUCAUACCUGCGAACAUGCCGAUCCAGAUAUUUGUCUUUUCGUUAUCCACGUUGGUAAUCGGCGUACUGCUCGGAUGGGGUUUUGGUGCUGCAGCCAUGCGCGCCGCUCUUGCUUCGCGUAAUCAGCUUUUGCUCAAGCAGACACUGCAGACGGAGGAGCAAAGUGUCGCCGGAUUGGCUAAUCCAGACGCUAUGUUCCAAGCCAGCAUUUUCGAAGGUAUUUUCCUCGAUACACGCUCAUCCAUCGUGUUCGGGUGCUUCCUCGGUUUCUCCUCCUUCCUGUUUGCCCUCCUCCGCGUCUACGUACCCAAAUUGAUCCUCAUGAGCAUUUUCGCGUCGAUCGCCAUGGACAUUUACUGCAGCUUCGGACCGCUCUUCCCGUUCGCGCAGUACACGAUCUUGAAUUCGAUGCUGACCUCUCUAGCGUGCUACGUUGCGACGGGCUUGGUCGUGAUCGUGUUGCUGUUCCCAGAGACAUUGAAUCACGCGCACCUCUCGUCUACUUCGGUGCUGCUGGGCAAAAUGAAGAGCAUCAUCCAGAUGCAAGACGAGGUGUUGAAUGGCGUGCCUGCGAACCCUGCCGCCGCGUCUGCUUUAUCAUCGAAGAACAUCACUGCGAGGGACGGCAUGAUUGCCAUGUUCCAGCAGUUGUCAGCGCAGCUGAAGUUCAUCAACUCCGAGAUCAGUUGGGGUAAGUGGAAUGGAGACGACAUUAAGGCGCUGGACAAGCCCAUGAUGAUGAUGGUCAGCAGAUUAUCGGCCCUGAGCUCCUUCGCGAAGAUGGUGGGCCAUCCAAUGGCGUCACCUUCAGAGAAAGUCUCGCUGGACGGGUCGGUGUCAGAGUCUUCUGGUGGUGCAGGCGGCUCGGGCGGCGUGGGCGACACCCCGCUCCUCCGACAGAUGCAGGAGCGCUUUCGUUCCGCAGAGGCAGAACACGGCGUCGGGCUCUCGGAUGUACUUCCUGUACUGAAAAACGCCACAGCGGAACUCCGAGAAGGGUGCGCAGACAGCCUCACAGCACUUCAGUCCCUCGUCGAGUGCGUGAACACGAAACGGUACGCACGAGACAAUGUCGCAGACGCGGCCGAUAAGUUGCGCGAGCUCGAAGAGUCGUGCGAGCACCUGAGAUACGCGAUCGGCGAAUUUAAAGAGACGAAGCGUUCACUUCUAGUCGAGCCGUUCCAGCCCAUGCUGCAGAAGACCAGUCCGCGGGAGGAUGUGCCCCUACGAUCGUUGUACAUCAUGUACGUCUUUGCCGCGAACCUCAUGGUGGUGGCCAACGCGAUCCUUUCUUUGGUGGAGGCUGUCGCGGCAACGGCACGCAAACGGCAGAGAAACCAUCUAUGGAUGCCCAAGGGUCUUCGUGCUAUCGCCAAGAUCCUCACCUCAAAGCGCGAUGCCGUUGACCAGGCUAUGGGUAUGGAAGAGAACCCACCGGAGGAGGAAGAUUCGCGUCAGAAAGAGGAUUGGUCUUAUAAACUCGAUCCUGACAGUCUUCCCCCAAAGAACAUCGUCCAGCGAUUUGCGAAUUUCAUUCAUACAGCCUACCAGUGGGCCAAGACUGCUGAGGCCAGGUUCGUUUUCAAGUACGUCGUUGUGACUAUCGCGCUGUGGCUUCCAGCUGUGUUCAAAUCGAGUGCACAUUUCUACUACGUUCAGAAGGGCAUAUGGGCAUUGAUCAUGGCACAAACGACUUUGAGCAUCUAUGCUUCGGAUCAGAUGUUCAACUACGCGAUGCGUCUCCUUGGAACUUUCAUAGGAGCAGUUUACGGCUUGUUGAACUGGUACAUCGGAUCCGCUGAUGGAAACGGAAGCCCGUACGGCAUGGCUGCGAGUGUCGCCGUCUUCCUCGUGCCUCUUGUAUUCUUCAGAAUCUUUGCCCCUCCUCACUAUCUUCCUGCGGUCAUGUUAGCCGGAGCAACAUGGGUUCUGGUCGUCGGAUACUCUUGGAUCGAUGGGCACUUGCUCGUCUUUGGCAACGCCGGUAUUGGAUGGUCUAUUGCCUGGCGGAGAUGGGUAUUAGUCAUGAUUGGUUGUGUUGCGUCGUUCAUCGUGAUGAUGUUCCCGCCGACCUCAGGUCGCGUUGCGGUCCGGUUGCGCAAUGCUUCCACCAUUUCGGGGCUCUCCUACAUUUACGGUCAUCUCAUGUCGGCGUGGAUCCGUGACGCGGAGAUGAGCGAAGGCGAGGAGAAUGGUCUCGCAGGCACGAGUAAAUCAGAUUGGUUACCCGUGUUUCGCGAGAAAUUCCUCAGUGCGGCCGACCAAGUCAGAGCGUUGAGGGCACAGACUGCUAUAGCCAAAUGGGAGGGAACCACACGUGGCAAGUGGCCUUUCGACGACUAUAUGAAUUUGGCCGAUGUGCAGUCAGACAUGGUCGCCAAUCUCGCUUUGCUUGGCGGCGCGCUCUAUGAGCUAGAUGACAAGACCAGAAUAGCAUUCUUGCACACGACGAAGGUCGUCAACCCAUAUUUUAUCAGUGACGUGCUGUCCACUUUCAUGCUGGUGUCACAGUCGCUUCGCACUGGAGAGCCACUGCAUCAAGCUCAGUACCAAAAUCUCCUCGAUCGAGUACACUACCAUGGAGACAUGUCGCACCCGACUUUCGACAACGAAGAUGUGAAAGCCGCAGAACGUCUACAGUCUAUCACAAGCUACGAGUAUAUAUAUUACGCGACCGCGAUAGUCUCUGUCUUCCAACUGCUUGGGAACCUUCACGAACUGCGCAGGAUCACGACGAGAUUGUGCGGCGAGGUCCAGUUUGAAGGGUUUGAGCAGUGGAGACGGAAGCAUGAGAGUGCAGUUAACGCCGUCUAA